AUGGAGCUAUUGGCUGGCCCCCCAGUGGCAGAUUUGUACGAUCUGUACGAUGACCCUUGCUUUAAUUCCCCCGAUAUGAGCUUUUUCGAAGAUCUGGACCCCCGGCUCGUGCAUGUUACGCUGCUGAAGCCCGAGGAUGGCCCGCACCCCGAGGAGGAGCAUGUGCGGGCCCCCAGUGGGCACCACCAGGCGGGCAGAUGUCUCCUCUGGGCAUGUAAAGCCUGCAAGAGGAAGACCACCAACGCCGACCGCAGGAAAGCGGCCACAAUGCGGGAGAGGAGACGACUCGGCAAAGUCAACGAUGCAUUCGAGACCCUCAAAAGAUGCACCAGCGCCAACCCCAACCAGAGGCUUCCCAAGGUGGAGAUCCUGCGCAAUGCCAUCAGAUACAUCGAGAGCCUGCAGAGCCUGCUACGGGAGCAAGAAGAACCCUACUACCCCCAGCUGGACUCCUACAGCGGGGACUCGGAUGCCUCCAGCCCCAGAUCAAACUGCUCCGAUGGCAUGGUGAGCCAAUGGAGGGAGGCAUGA
Nanorana parkeri is the source of this 531-nucleotide messenger RNA. RefSeq names its product myoblast determination protein 1 homolog. The coding region runs from base 1 to 531 and encodes 176 amino acids. Gene Ontology annotation, biological process: muscle organ development; positive regulation of myoblast differentiation; regulation of transcription by RNA polymerase II. The record is from RefSeq and is a predicted model, not a curated record. Lineage: Eukaryota; Metazoa; Chordata; Amphibia; Anura; Dicroglossidae. Gene Ontology annotation, molecular function: RNA polymerase II cis-regulatory region sequence-specific DNA binding; protein dimerization activity; DNA-binding transcription factor activity, RNA polymerase II-specific. The transcript has a single exon.